GAGGAAGUGGAGAUGGCUUGGAGCCGGUCGCCGCCGUCUUCUGAUGCGGCAGGCCGCCUCGCAUGCACUCCGCCGCAGAGUCUGAGUGCGCCGUCGCAUGUGGAGGAGGUGCUGCAGAUGGAAGAGGAUGAAGAUGCAGGGGAGCAAGACGCAGAGGACAAGGAAGAGGAGGAAGAUCCUAAAGAGGAUCCUCAGGACCGGGAUCAGCAGGAGCAGGAACAGAGAAUCUUCAAGUCUUCAAGCAUUUCGCCAAGCCCGGGCCCGGAGGGCAAUGCAGUCGCAAACGAAGCACUUCUGCAAGAGGGCAGUGGCAGUGCCUCCUCGGGGCUGGGCCGUGCUGACGGAGUUCCUGCACCUCUGAGCCCAUCGUCAACGAAGGUAGACUUCGUGCAAGAUGUGCCAGAGUGCGAAAGCCCGGGGCCAACGAAC
Symbiodinium necroappetens is the source of this 429-nucleotide messenger RNA. The record is from the annotation of a GenBank genome assembly. Lineage: Eukaryota; Dinophyceae; Suessiales; Symbiodiniaceae.